Messenger RNA from Aspergillus thermomutatus, 2088 nucleotides. RefSeq lists its product as uncharacterized. Gene Ontology annotation, biological process: protein repair; response to oxidative stress. Bases 1 to 2088 code for a protein of 695 amino acids. Gene Ontology annotation, molecular function: ubiquitin binding; peptide-methionine (R)-S-oxide reductase activity. The transcript has 4 exons. The record is from RefSeq and is a predicted model, not a curated record. Lineage: Eukaryota; Fungi; Ascomycota; Eurotiomycetes; Eurotiales; Aspergillaceae.
AUGGGUGACACAGGCGGGAGCCUGUUGAAAGAGCUUGAAAAGGAAUAUUGUCCUCCUCUGGAUUCAGCUUUGUUUACAGCUAUCGUUUCCGACUAUGACCUGGAAAACUCCGCAGAGGUCCAGCAACUCCGCGACACCCUGGACACUCUGAAACUAUCAGCAUGGGAACAGGAAGAUCUACCUUUCGAUCCAUCUGGAACCAGCGGACUGAGUCCUGGCACAAGCGGUGAUGCAGAUGGCAUCCGCUCAGAGCGUAGCGGCUCGCAAAACGGCACUGCCCCAUCGCGCGAAACAGAUCUCACCAGUCUCGCGUCCGACUUCUCCUCCGUGGGCCUGGAUGACAAGCGCACGAGGAGUCGGGGUAAGAGCAAUUCUUUGCGCUACACGAUCGGCCCUGACGGGUCGCUGUCACUGUCUGGCGCUUCUGAGGACGACAAAGUUGGUUAUCUGACGGAGAUGUUCCCCUCCGUAGAUCGCUUUACCGUGCAGCAUUCGCUUAGGAAGUCUGCCGGUGAUAUUGAUCGCGCCAUGGAUGUGCUCUUGAACAUUGCUUUCUUUGAUGAGCGGCCUGCAGCCGAAGACGGAACCAAACUUGCCAUUCCAAAGGGCAUCGAUGGCUUCGGCGAGUGUUCCAAUGGAGACACCGGGCGAAAGAAGAAUCGCAAGCGCAGGGGAAAGAACAAGAAUAACCCGGUUCAGGAACUCUCUUCUCCACCAGCCUCAGGAUACAUGCAGGAUGAGAGUCCCCCCCUGAACAAAUGGGAUGCUGGUCAGAAGGAUGUCGAGUUCAUCUGUUCGAGGACUUUGCCUAUCCUGAAGAAGGAGACUGUCACUUCAGCUUAUCAUGCUAACGGGGCCUCACUGCCAUUAACGAUCCGAUCUCUUGCGAUGGCACACGCACCUGAGGCAGAACAUAUCAAUGGACACCCCGUAAUGGUUGCACAAGUUGCAGAAUUGGCGCAAGAAUUUCCGUCUGUUGCGCCAACACUACUCGGUGGGCUACUGAAAAUUACUCGCAACUCAACUUCUGCCGCCGGUGAGCUGGCAGUCGCCAUGCUUACCCACCCAGCGCCCAGUUCUGUGUCUGACUUGAUCAAAAUCACUACUGCGCCUCCACCCUUGGACCUCGAUGAUGAUGAGCCCAAGAGGCCCUCUGUGGGGUCGCGAGUCCUUCGUGAUUACGACACUGCUCGAGUUACCGCUGGCGACCACUUUGUGGCCAGUGCAGAGGCCUUUCACAAAGCCACGGCAGCUUACCGUCGCGGAAAAUCAGAUAAAUUAAUGGGUGGAGCAGCUGCUUACUACUCCUUGGUGGGACGAGAUCACCUCGAGCGGGCAAAGCGGGAGGCUGCCGCUGCGGCUGAUGCUCUAGUCGAUUCGCAGUCAACUUCGAAUUCAUUGGAUCUGCACGGUGUCUCGGUCCAGGAUGCCGUUCGCAUCGCCAGUUCGCGCGUCGCCGAAUGGUGGGACUCUCUUGGCGAUGCCAAAUACAUGCGCGGCGGCCAGGCAGCGCGAUCAGGCUUUCGCAUUGUCACCGGUGUCGGACGCCACAGUCAUGAUGGCACGUCUCGCUUGGGGCCGGCUGUUGCCCUCAAAGCUGCACCCGCCAUUCCAUUUCUCGGCUCAUUCUUCGGCUCAAGCGCCAAAGCUGAGAAUUCCAACAUGUCCUACCCCGACCAGCGCAGUGAGGCGGAAUGGCGGGCAGUCCUGUCCCCAGAACAGUUCCGCAUCCUGCGCGAAAAAGGCACAGAGGCCCCUUACACAGGCGAAUACGACUCCCAGUACCCGUCCAAGGGCGUCUUCACUUGCGCCGGGUGCAACGCCCCGCUCUACAAGGCCUCGCAUAAAUUCAAGUCCGGGUGCGGCUGGCCUGCGUACUUUGACUCGAUCCCCGGUGCGGUGACCAGACAUACGGAUCGCUCGUUUGGGAUGGAGCGGACGGAGAUUGUGUGUAGUAACUGCGGGGGUCAUUUGGGUCAUGUCUUCAAGGGAGAGGGGUAUGCUACGCCGACAGAUGAGAGGCAUUGUGUGAACAGUAUUAGUUUGAAGUUUACAGAGGACGAGGAGGCAGUGAAGUCGAAGGCUUGA